UUCGCAUGCUCAGAACUCCACAGGCUGCAGCAUAUCGCACACCGAGCCGAUACGCUUCGCAGGGAAACAAUAGUAUUAACUGCGUUUGUGAUAUAAAAAAUUCAUCAAAAGAGCCUCAAAAAACGCGUAUCGAGUGGAUGUAACCUCGAAAAAGAUCGACUACUGCUUUUCGUUUUAACCGAUUGCCUCAAAACAUACAUACUAUCCACGGAUUCCAUGGUUUCACCCUUCGCGCGGUACACGGAUAAAACUGUUUGGGAGAUGUUUUCUCGCGAGAUCAUCGACCAAACUCUUUCAAUUGCAUUACGCUUGUAGUUUCUUUCGUGGAGUGAAUUUUUGGAUGGAUUUUUGUUGAUCAAAAAAUUAUUUCGCGUAUUGUUGGGAAUAGUCGAUUGAUAGUGCAUCCGUCGGUUGUCAUGAUGUUCUCGUGGUCGUGGAAAGUGCGAGAAAAGUGAGAGGUUGUGUGCUUAAACCCCAAGUGCAUCACGUACACGCAUACAUACAAUAUAAGCAAAAGGAUGACGAUGCUACUAUUAGGAGAGAACCGAAUACAGCUUCCUUGAUCUACGAAUAAUUUGCGGCGAAGCACCCUCGUUCUUGGUCCAGCUUUAACACCGGAUACAAGGCAGAGUGAUAUGUUAACCGAAGACAAUGAUCCAACGAAACCAGCAGGCGUUUUAGAUAAUGCUGGCAACGUGUCAUCGUCGACAGAGGCCUCGGUACAGCAUCCUCGAGCCGCAAACAAUGGUAAAUAAAGCUCCUCCAUUCCGGGUCCAUUUAAAAGGCUACCCUUUUAAAGAGACAGAAGUCAAAAACGAGGUGCAAGAUUGUCCCGAAACCGACAGCGUGCCCAGCGGAGAAUUGUAUAUCGAUGAGAAUGCAGAGGAAAAGGAACAAGAAUAUCCGGAUUCUAUGGAAAAGGCAGAUUACAGUUCGUUGUACGGAGCCAAUCAAUAUUAUAACAGUUUAUACAACUCGCCACCCUAUGGGUCAACCACAGCUGGAAAAAACACCUCAAGCUUGCAAAGUUCUUACCUGACCUCGUACACAACGCCAAGCUCCAUGACUCAAUACUCGUCUUACGCCACGUACAAUAGUGGCACCACAAAUUUUCCUAAUGUGGCUCAAAAUAUAUCACCAUCUUCACAGAAAUUAGAUUACAGCGCCUAUAGUAGCAGUUUAUACGGAAAUGACAGGGUACCAUUACAGUAUUCCGGAUAUUAUCCUAUGCACAGUUACCAUGCAACACCCACCUCAUUUAACAUUGGAAACUUAAAUUUUGCUGAUUCGACAAAAUCUGCACUUACCUUGGACGCAACAACUCACGAUGCUAGCGAUCUUACCGCACGAGAAACCGCAAACAUCGAAGGUAACACGAUUCGAACGACAGCGAAACCUUGCAGACGCGGAAGACGCCAAAGCGGAAGUGGAAAUAGUAUAGGUUCUGCGGACACGACAGAAGCCGGUCCUGACCGGAUAUUCAUUUGGGAUCUAGACGAAACCAUAGUUGUAUUUCACUCUCUACUUACUGGACAAUUUGCAACGAAGCACCGUAAGGAUCCGGCUCUUCUGGCCCAAGUGGCGUAUAGAAUGGAGGAGAUGAUAUUUAAUUUGGCCGAUACUCACUUUUUUUUCAAUGAUGUCGAGGACUGUGAUCAAGUGCACAUCGAUGAUGUAUCAUCAGAUGAUAAUGGACAAGAUUUAUCUUCUUAUAAUUUUGCCAAUGAUGGUUUCCAAUGUGCGUCUACAAACAAUGGUAUUUGCUUGGCUUCUGGUGUAAGAGGUGGUGUUGAUUGGAUGCGAAAACUAGCUUUUCGUUAUCGAAAAAUUAAAGAAAUCUAUAAUAAUUAUCGAAAUAAUGUUGGCGGUUUGUUGGGUGCUGCGAAACAAGAACAAUGGUUGCAACUUCGUUCAGAGAUCGAAGUAUUGACUGAUAAUUGGCUAACGUCUGCUGUAAAAUGUCUGAGUCUUAUAAAUAAAAGAAGUGACUGCAUUAACAUUCUAGUCACUACCACACAAUUAGUACCAGCUUUAUCGAAAGUAUUACUUUUUGGAAUUGGUGGAAUAUUUCCAAUUGAGAAUAUUUAUUCUGCUUCAAAAAUUGGAAAAGAAAGUUGCUUUGGAAGAGUAGUCGCGCGAUUUGGUCGAAGAUGUACGUAUGUGGUAAUAGGCGAUGAUACUGACGAAGAAACGGCAGCACGUGCCCACAAUUUCCCAUUUUGGAGAAUAAGUAGUCAUUCGGACACACAGUCAUUGUAUAACGCCUUAGAAAUGGGAUUUCUUUAAACAGAAUACAUUUAUAAAAAAAAGUAGGAUUAAGAGGAAUGGAAAGUUUCAAAAUAUGUCUAAAAUGAGAAAUAUCUUAGUUCGUUAAAUGGCAACUUAUAUAAAAUAUUUCUAUAUUCUCUACUAUCGAUAAUGAAAGUAAAAAAAAAAAAAAAAAAAAAAAAAAGAGUAAAAAGAAACGUUUUUAUCAAGUGAACAUUUUAAACAUUCCUACUAUAUCGAUCGUAAAUUGAGGAUCGAUUGUUUCUCAAGAUCGCUAUAUACGAUUAUCGAUCAUAGUUAUUUAUCGAUCGUCAAAUGCGACCGAUCGGAGCAGGGUCCACAAGUGAUAUACAAUGAAAGUAAAAGAAAAAGACAAAA
Apis dorsata (giant honeybee) is the source of this 2646-nucleotide messenger RNA. RefSeq names its product eyes absent homolog 4 (gene eya). NCBI's taxonomy places the organism in Eukaryota, Metazoa, Arthropoda, Insecta, Hymenoptera, Apidae. Gene Ontology annotation, biological process: multicellular organism development; positive regulation of DNA repair; negative regulation of extrinsic apoptotic signaling pathway in absence of ligand. Gene Ontology annotation, cellular component: nucleus. Gene Ontology annotation, molecular function: protein tyrosine phosphatase activity. Bases 685 to 2286 code for a protein of 533 amino acids. The transcript has 9 exons. The record is from RefSeq and is a predicted model, not a curated record.